This is a messenger RNA of Eleginops maclovinus (Patagonian blennie), 2320 nucleotides long. Its product is annotated as B2 bradykinin receptor-like. Gene Ontology annotation, biological process: cell chemotaxis; smooth muscle contraction; positive regulation of cytosolic calcium ion concentration. Gene Ontology annotation, molecular function: C-C chemokine binding; C-C chemokine receptor activity; bradykinin receptor activity. Bases 875 to 1903 code for a protein of 342 amino acids. Gene Ontology annotation, cellular component: external side of plasma membrane; membrane. The transcript has a single exon. The record is from RefSeq and is a predicted model, not a curated record. Lineage: Eukaryota; Metazoa; Chordata; Actinopteri; Perciformes; Eleginopidae.
CCAAUGUUGACUCAUUGUGGGUUGUGGGCAAGGGUACACCCCUACUUGUUCCUUAAAUUAAGGCAUGUCUUGCCAAACAGGAAAUCUGUGUUAGGACUCUGUUUUUACCACCAUUGCCGGAGCUGGAAAAUAUUGUGAAACAGAAAAAUGCAGGCAGACAAAGUUAUCUCAAAAUAGAAAAGAUACAUGCAAAAAUACACUGUUUGAAGUAUUUCUUUCAGCCUUUCUGGACUUUGGCAAUUUGUCUUGGUUGCUUGAUUGCAUCCUUUCAAGGUAAUAAAACUCAACUGUAUAAUGCUUAAAGGUGAGGGAAAACUUUGAAGGUAGUACGUACUCCGUCAGUAGCAUACCAUGGUAGUUGACACUGUUCCCUCAAAUGUCAGCCUGCCAUUUAACCUCCAGCAAGAGGCUUGAAGCUUAGGUGCUGUGUCCCAAAAUGUGUAUAUACUCUUCUGAAAAAUGGGAUAACACAUUAGUUUAGUUAAGCAUAUAUUCCCUUAGACAAAAUCUGAACAGAUGUCAGUUAAAUUCACAUUGUUGUUAUGCUGUAUGUGUUUGUGACUGCAUGCAGGAACGUAUUACAGUGACGGUACAGUAUCUGUUGCUAAGACAUCCCUUUUUUAUGAUGGCAUGAGCGUGCUGUGUGCUCUAACUGAUAAACCACCAUCAAAACACUUACAGUCCAUUAAAUCUAUAAUUCCUUCUCACCUUGGAACUAUCAUUAUGAUGUGAAAGCAACAACAGAAAAAUGUUUACCUAUGUUGACACAGUUGAAAGGUUUAUACUUGUAUGUUCACUCAAACUGCAGCCUCUUUAUCUUACUCUUAAAUCGCUGUUACUGUGGAACAGCCUUUCACAUUGAGCCACAGUACUUAUGGAGACUGAGACGAGAGAGGAGCUUGUCUGCAACCACACGGAUGCAUGGGACUGGGUUUACACCAUGCAGCCUGCCUACAUGUCCAUCAUCUUCCUCUUUGGAGUGAUCGGGAACUCCUUUGUGCUAUGUGUAUUCUGUCUCCAGAAGCGACGCAGCACUGUGGCCGACAUAUACCUGAGCAACCUGGCAGCAGCUGAUCUUCUCAUGGUUUCCUGCCUGCCGUUCUGGGUAGCAACCGUUAUCAACAAGUUCCACUGGAGGUUUGGGGAGUCGAUGUGCCAGCUUAUCAACAUUGUCAUUGGGAUGAAUUAUUAUUGCAGUGUGCUGUUCCUUACACUUGUGAGUGUGGACAGGUACCUGGCACUUACUAGACCCCUAACCCAUGGGAGAGAGAGACGGGCCUUCUGGGCACAUGGGAUUUGCUUCACUAUCUGGAUUGCUGGGAUCUUGCUCAGCUUCCCUGCUGUCUUCUUUCGCUCCGUACAGUUUUUCCCUCAUCUGGGUGUUGAAGCAUGCUACCUAGAAUAUCCACAUGAAGGCUGGAGACUGCGCUACAAUGUGACUGUCAGCACUGUGGGCUUCCUUAUCCCCGUUCCUAUUGUUUCCUUCUGCAGUUACCACAUCACUAAAGUCCUUCGCAACAGCCAGAAGCUGAGGAAAGGAAGCAGAGGCAGUGUGGAAAGCAAGGCCGCAUAUCUUGUUCUUGUUGUUCUGGCUAUGUUUAUUCUCUGUUGGCUGCCCUACCAGGUUUUGAUUUUCUUGGACACCUUGGAUCAUUAUGAAGUCGUCUAUGGAUGUACUUGGGCGUACGUGCUGGACAUUGGAAACCAGUUGGCUACUUACCUUGGUUACAGUAACAGCUCAUUAAAUCCUUUCCUGUAUGUGAUUGUGGGAAAGCACUUUAAGCAGAGGGCAAGGGAAGUGUUUAGACUGAUGCUGUGCAGGAGUAAAAGGCAGUGUGGGAAGUCCGGUCGCUCCAAUGCCAAUCUCAACUCAACCAGACAAACUGAGAGUACUAAAUUCUAAAUAGAAUUAAAUGAAGUAAAAAAAAAAACAAUCAUAAAUUCACAGCCAUUUAAAAGCCAUAUUUGGACAUUUUGUGUAAUACUUGUGAGGUGACAAAAUGUGCAUACCAGUACCUCUAAUUAUCAUUAUACCCAUGUUUGAUACAAAAACUCUAAAACCAUACUUUCAGUUUCAGCACUUGGGAAUUUAAUAACUGAGAUCAUGUGAUGACACGUGAUAUUAGACGACCACUUUUAAGGCUUUUUAAAAAUGUAUUGGCAGUCUAGCUGAUGCAACAAAUAUUAAGAGAUAUACAUCUAUCAUGUCUGUAUUUUGUCCUGCCACUGUGCUAUACAUGUACGAAUAAAAUAUAUGUUUUCUUUCUGUACUAUCGAUAUAACAUAAAUGAUAGUGUGUAUCAUCCACAAAACAUUGGAA